UUGGUGCUGUCACAGCCAGGGAUGGUGACAGAAGAGGUCAGAUUGUCUAUGAGGUGGUUGGCGAAUAUCCGGGCGAUAAUUUCUUUGGAGUUAACAGCACAACUGGACAAGUUUACAUCAUAACCAAUCUUAUGGAUGAUGCUCUGGCUAGAUCUUUAUACACUAUCUACAUUGACGCCUAUGAUUCCCUCGUGCCUGACAACAGAGCAAGAACUCAAGUACAGAUUACAGUGCUUCGUAACCAAGGUUUCCCAGAGUUUGACAGAGCAAGCUACAAUGAGCAGAUAGACGAGUUCCAUCAGCUUGCUGUCAGUGUGGUCAAUAUAACAGCCCGCGACACACGUGAUAAUGACCAAAUCACUUACAGAAUGAUUGAUGGCUCUCUCAACCAAAUUAAUUCCAGUUCUUCUACAUUGAGCCAAGCACAGUUCCGUGUGAAGCGACAGAUGAUGGCCUCCCAGCCAGGUCCCGUGAUUUACAAGUGA
Molecule: messenger RNA, 485 nt
Organism: Dreissena polymorpha
Lineage: Eukaryota; Metazoa; Mollusca; Bivalvia; Myida; Dreissenidae
Exons: 5
Coding region: 132-485 (117 amino acids)
Cellular component (GO): membrane
Molecular function (GO): calcium ion binding
Source: RefSeq, a predicted model, not a curated record